Molecule: messenger RNA, 2052 nt
Organism: Paraphaeosphaeria sporulosa
Lineage: Eukaryota; Fungi; Ascomycota; Dothideomycetes; Pleosporales; Didymosphaeriaceae
Product: M6 metalloprotease
Exons: 1
Biological process (GO): proteolysis
Molecular function (GO): peptidase activity
Source: RefSeq, a predicted model, not a curated record
AUGGCAAGGCACAAUGGACGGACGGUUUCGCGCGUCGUCCUCACGACCGCACUCCUCACGACCACCUUUGCAGCCCCAGCGCCCCGUCUCCUCCGCCGCGCUUCCUCCGAUCCGUUCGCCAUUUUGGAUGAGCAAAAAUGGGUCAAUCCAGACAACAUGACCUGGGCCGACUUCAAGGCACCGCCGGGGACCUCGUGGUCAGACCCCUCCCGCCAGGGCCGCGACCGCAACUUUAACAUCGCGAUGGUCACGGUCGACUACCCGGAUUCGCCCUUCGUCAUGACUCUGGAGCCCGAGUCCGACAUCUUUGGCAACCCGCAGCCUUUUGCGCCAAGAGUCAAGAGAGAGGACGUACCCGCGUUCUACAGGGACUUGCUGAACACACCGAACGAGCUGAAUCAGGGCCACACCAUCCACGAGUACUGGAUGGGUGACUCCUUCGGCAAGUACGGCGUCAACCUGACCGUUUUCGGACCCUACAGAAUGCCCAGCAAGUCGUACCAGUACGGCAUCGACGACGACCCUAACGGCGGCUUCAACAAGGGCGCGUGCCCCGGCGGCCAAGGAAACUGCGGAACCACAGUAGACCUUCGCACCGAUGCCCUCGGUGCCUGGCGCCAGGAAGUCGGUAACGAGACCGCAGAUGCGUUCGAGCUCGCCUUCAUCCUGUCCGCCGGGCAGGACGAGUCGUCCACGUGGCAAGAGUUCGGCGAGAUGAAAUUUGCGUCGCCCGAGGAUGUGCCUCCUGAGUUUGGCCCGCCGGCGAACAGCUCGCUGCCGAACUGGGCGCAUACGAGGUAUGUGAACUGGACGAGUUGGGCGGCCGCAUCGACCAUCUGGCCGAAUGCGGGGGGAGGCUCGUCGACGCAGGGUGAGAGUUCGGGCAUGGCAACUUUUGCGCAUGAGCUUUCCCAUUUGCUAGGUAUUGGGGAUAAUUACAAUAACCCAUAUAGCGAUCCCGCACGGAGAGCUUACACGGGACCGUUUUCCAUGCUCGACCGAGGCAGCUUCAACGGACCUGGUGGUCCUCACACGCGUUGGCAAAUUCCCCCCGUGCAAGGUGCCUCUAUGGGCUCCCUCCACACCAUGCGCGACAAGCAUCAAAUCAAGCUCAUUGACGACACGCCCAUCUUGCAAAUCUCGCGUUCCGGCCUCGCCGCAUCGGGCCCUGUCAUCGCAGAGCUCACCGCCCGCUCUGUCGACCCCGGCACAGGCCUCAUGGGCUUCAACAUCUCCUUCGGUGCCGCAGGCGACCUCGCUCCCAAGUGCAACACCUCCACCGACCCCCUCUGCGACGGCGGAAAAUACAACAACUACAAUGUCGAGGUUGUCGACCGCAUGGGCGCAGACUCCUUCACCCCCGACUCCGGCGUCAUGAUUUCCAAGACGAAAAACUCCGACCGCAGCCAACCGUUCCAGUGGAUCAUUGACGCGAACCCGGAGGACGCCCAUGUGGUGGAUUUCUACUACCCCAACGGCACGGCGAGGUACUGGUCCAUCGGCGACUAUCGCCAGCUCGUCGACGCGCUGUUUCACGCUGGCACGCGCAGCGGUUCCGCCUACGAGCACGUGGACGAGGCGAAUGGCCUGCACUUCUACGUCCUGGACAUCAACCGCGAUGACACCGGGGUGCUGCACUACACCGUCGGCGUGUCGUCCACCGCAUCCUCCAACGGCACAGCUACCUACGGCGUCGAACUCGCAGCCGGCACCGUCGAGCCUACCAACUCCACGUCGGCAUCCUGGUGCACGUUCACUCUCAAGAACACGGGUAAGGCAGCGACCUACGCGGCCUCGGCACAUCCGCAGGACUUGUCUGCGUACACGGGCGCGGAUAUCUAUACGCUUUCUGCGGAGGUCGAGGGCGAGGGGUGGAAGGUGGAGACGCCGAAUGCGCUCGCGUGGGCAAAAUUUGGGGAGGAGACCGUGGCGAGGGUUGCUGUGGGGACUACAAGCAAAGGCGGGUAUCAGACGGGUGGAGAGGCGGUUGUUACGCUGACGGCGACGAGUGAGGGUGAUGGCAGUGUGAAAGCAAGUGCCAAGUGUACGGUU